CUAUUCCCAAAAAUAAUCGUUCGAAGAAGAAGACAAAAACUGGGCGAGAGUGAAACUUUGGACACUAUUUAAGCCUCAAAUUUUACCCCUCAGUGGAUUUCACUGCGAUUUAAGCUAGAAAAACGAAUCGGACAUCGUGAGGCGAUUUGACAGAACAGAAAUACACUAUACAGAGGUCAGUAAGUAAACGUCAAAGUUACGUGUUGACUGCUGCUAAAGCUUUGUAGCUAGGGUGGAUACAGUUGCGCAGUCCAUUGAAAACUUUCUGCGCUUUUGCGUAAAGUUCAGGAGGAAUUGAUUAACUAUGUAGUUGACGUUUUAACGAAAUACAGAUGUGUCGAGAAACUCAACAGACCUCGAUCCACACAAUAUUUACUGUUUGGAUGUUGUUAUUCUUCUCAAAUGUGUGCGUUGAGUGAUAUGAAAGUUUCGCUCAUUUCGCUAACUUUGGAGAACACACCCACUGAAGAAAAACUGUAAACUAACUUAACUCUUUUGGUUUCACUCAACUUAAAGUAGUGUUUUAUCAAGACGAAUUGGUUAGAAAAGUAUAAAAAUGUAUUUAAGGGGAACCUUCUCUUCAAACUUCACGGCCACUGUCGACAGCAAGAGAAACAUUAAAAUCAGGCAUUUUUAAAAAGGGGUUUAGUCAUGUCUGUUUUAGAAUAAAUAGGAAGCCGAGUGUAUCAUUUACAUGUCGGUCCAGGCUCUUAGAUAGUUGAAGAUUUUAUCGAACAGUGAAUACAGUGGCUAUAAAAAGUCUACACACCCCUGUUCAACUGCCAGGUUGUAGUGAUGUAAGAAAAUGACGGCAAUAUAAAUAUUUUCACAACUUUUUCCACCUUUAAUGUGACCUAUAACCUGUACAAUGCAAUUGAAAAACAAACUGAAACCUUUAAGGGGAAAAAUAGAAAAGUUAAAAUAACCUGGUUGCAUAAAUAUGCACACCCUUAAACUAAUACUUUGUUGCAGCACCUUUGGCUUUUAUUACAGCACUCAGUCUUUUUGGGUAGGAGUCUAUCAGCGAGGCACAUCUUAAUGUGGCAAUAUUUGCACACUCUUCUUUGCAAAACUGCUCCAAAUCUGACAGAUUGUGAGGGCAUCUCCUAUGCACAGCCCUCUUUAGAUCACCCCACAAAAAUGUUCAAUGGGAUUCAGGUCUGGGCUCUGGCUGGGCCAUUCCAAAGUCUCAAUCUUAUUCCGGUGAAGCCAUUCUUUUGUUGAUUUAGAUGUGUGCUUUGGGUCAUUGUCGUGCUGAAAGAUUAAGUUCCUCUUCAUCUUCAUCUUUCUAGCAGAAGGCCGCAGGUUUUGUGCCAACACUGACUGUUAUUUAGAACUGUUCAUAAUUCCCUCCACCCUGACUAAGGCACCAGUUCCAGCUGAAGAAAAACAGCCCCAAAGCAUGAUGCUGCCACCACCAUGCUUCACUGUGGGUGUGGUGUUCUUUUGGUAAUGAGCAGUGUUGAUUUUGAGCCAAAUAUACCUUUUGCAAUGACGCCCAAAAAGUUCAACUUUGGUUUCAUCAGACCAUAACACAUUUUCCCACAUGCGUUUAGGAGAUUUCAGAUGUCUUGUUGCAAAAUUAAGCCAGGCUUUGAUGUUUUUCCACCCUACCCCAUAGCCCAGACAUAUGAAGAAGACAGCAGGAGAUUGUUGUCUCAUCUACUACACAGCCAGUACUUGCCAGAAAUUCCUGCAGCUCCUUCAGUGUUGCUGUUGGCCUCUUGGCAGCCUCCCUGACCAGUUUUCUUCUUGUCUUAUCAUCAAUUUUUUUGUUCUGUUCUUGAUAAUAUCACCGUUGUGCCAUAUUUUCUCCACUUGAUGAUGACGGUCUUCACUGUGUUCCAUGGUAUAUUUAAUUCCUUGGAAGUUCUUUUGUAGCCCUCACCUGACUGAUGUCUUUGAAUAAUGAGAUCCCUCUGAUGCUUUGGAAGCUAUCUGGGGACCAUAGCUUGUGCUGGAAGAUGUGGCUACAAAAAUGUCAGGAAAAGCAACUAGAACAGCUGAACUUUAUUUGGGGUUGAUCAGAGGAACUUUAAUUGGUGACAGGUGUGUGCUGACUCCAAUUUAACCUGAGUUUGAAUUUUAUUGGUUAAAUCUGAACACAGCCACAUCCCCAGUUAUUGAAAGGUGUGCACACUAAUGCAACCACAUGAUCUCAGUUGUUUAUUUUUAAUUCGACUCCCUGAGAGAUUUCGGUUUGUUUUUCAAUGGUGUUGUACAGGUUACAGGUCACAUUAAAGGUGGAAGAAGUUGUGAAUUUAUUUAUCCUGAUGUAACUUUUUUACAUGACAAAAACCUGGCAGUUGAACAGGGGUGUGUAGACUUUUUAUAUCCACUGUACAUCUAUAACAGGGUUAAAUCUUAGUGUAAUAACUGUAAUACUGACAAAAGACACUGCAAAAAUAUUGAGUGUAUUCAUUCAGAGUAGGUGCAGAGUCAGAAUCACGUCCCACAUUAAUACUGUUAAAUAUAUUAGUAGUAUUUCAGUACAUUCCAAACCAUUUUUUCUACUUCUACUUGUGUGGAUUAACAGACAUGUAUUUCUACUUCCACACUAGCAGAAUGUCAUGAUCCACAGUACCUUUACCAAAGUGGAAUAUUUUAGUUUUCUUCCACCCCAGAAUUGAUAUUAAGAUACAAGUUUGACACAAACAAGAAGGGAAAUUAUAUUAAGUCAUCAGAGUUAGAAAAUAAAAGAAAUGAAGUACAUUUGGACAUCAGUGGCAGAAAUUGAAUCUUUGUUGUGUCACUGUUUUUAAGGUCAGAACAAAGCAAGAUAUAUAAGUGAAAUAAAUAAACCACCUAUGUUUCCUGAUUGAGCCCUAAUUGGUUCCUUUAAACACUGAUGUGCCCCCUGCCCAGCCUUUUUGGCAUCCUACUUGGUCACAUUGCUUUGAUUUGCUGUCUUGGAUUAUGUCAACCUUUGGCGCCUCUACUGAUGUAAAGCUGAUAUAGCACGGCCUCUCUAUGGCUCCUGAAAAGCAUGGCACGUUAAGCUUGUGCACUCCGGGAAUCACUUUGUUUUUGCUCUGUAUUGUCACGCCCCUUUCUGAGCGUGACCACAGAAACAGUCUGUGAAGCAGAGGCUUUACAGUUAUAUGAGUGUGACCUUUUGGAGCACAGUUAAUAAGUUCAUUGCUGCAUCCUUACUCUGUAGUUCUUUACACACUUUUCCAGCCCCUCUUUACAUUUACACAUCUGUGUGUUGUUUUAGGAAUGAUCUGGAGCAGUGAGAGUUUGUGGCGGCUUCAUCAGUAGCUGUCAUCACGGCGGGGGACCUCCGGACCUCCGUCUGCAGGGUGGUCAUCUACCUCCAAAGGGACAUGUCUGGGGACAGCUGCCUGCCCCAGCCUCAUACCCAGUCCCUCUGCACCUCCCCAGCUCCUUCUCUGGCCUGUCCCAAGACCAAGACCUGCAGCUAUCAAGGAGCAGUGGGCUUGGGUAACAAGUAUGUGCGGCUCAAUGUGGGCGGGACGCUGUUUUACACCACGCUGCAGGUGCUGACCAGGCAGAACUCCAUGCUGAGGGCCAUGUUCAGCGGGAAGAAGGAAGUGUUCACUGACAAAGAAGGUAGAGCCAGUUCUGUUCAAGUCCAUUCACACUGAUGUAAAACAAACACUACAACAGCUGUCCCUCAGAAUCACCGGAGUCUGUCUUUUGGGUCAUUAUAUUACGCCAGUGUCGUUAAUGUAAUUGGAAUGUAGUGAGAACCCACUGGUGAUGAUUUGAGCUGGUCCUUGGAAAACUGAGUGGGUUCCUCAAUAAAAUCGUUGUUUCCUUUUUUUUUCCUGUUUUGUUUGGGGCUCUGAGACUUUGCAUGUCACCAAACUCCACUUCAGGUUUUGGCAUAUUCAUGUUGUGUUUGUUUUUUUUUGCUCAGGUUGGAUCCUGAUUGACCGCAGUGGGAAACACUUUGGCAGCAUCCUAUGUUAUCUGCGUGACAGCACGGUCACUUUGCCUAAAGGCCGUCAGGCUGUUCAGGAGCUGCUGGCUGAGGCAAAGUAUUACCUCAUCAGGGGUCUGGUGGAGCUUUGUCAGAACACCCUGCAGGUCAGUGUCUCACAGACAGCUGUGCUGAUGGUUUAAAUAUGAAGGAUUUAACAUUUUGUUUAUUAAGUAAGGAUGCUGAUUUUUUUCAAACUCUUUUUGGCUAAUACACAUACUGAAGUACUCACAUCUUUUUUAAUGAACGAAAGUUUCUCCUUGUUGUGUAGGAAUUUGUGAAGUUUUAAAUCCAAACUUUCACACAAAGUUUUUUAAUUUUUACUGUUAAUGGAUAUUGCUUCCAAGUAUAGAUUAUUGGUCCCAUGAUCAGUAUCAGCCCUAAAAAACGAUUUCUGGCGGCCCCUAAACAAUAUAUAUUAAUAAGUUAUUUUUUAAACAGAGCCAUAAUGAUACCAUGAGCUCUAUGCAUAGAAAUACACAGACAGAUAUUUGUACAGAUGUUGUACAGUCUGUUGUGAAACCAGACUUAUAACAAGAUUACCCAUAAUUGAUAAAUUAUUUCUUUUACAAAUAGAGUCUUUCAGUGAUGCACCUGCUAUCUGUUUAUAAUACUUCAAAAUACUCGAGACAGUCCACAUGUUGGUAUGCAUAAGCUGUGUGCAUAAUUAAUGUGCCACUUUUUUGGCUGAUGAUUAAAUCUGCACACAUUUUUAUACCUGCUGAUACUCAUAAUGAAUUAUAAGCUACUAUCUGCAGAUACUGAAAUUAUACUUGUGAUAUUGUGCAUCACUAUCUACCAGCAGAACUGUUGUGGUUUAUAAUGUUCAUCUAAAUUUGCAAAAUAUAUCCAACCACCAUCACAAAAAUUCUCCAAAUACUAGUUUGAAUGAAUUUAAGGGGGAGACCAAUUAUCUUCCUGUAUUGUGUUCAGCCAGUUAUCUAUGUUGGCCUUUUAUUUUAAGACGUCCAGUACUUUUAACUGAUUAAAAGUGUGUUCUUGUGGCUACACUGUUAUUGUGUAUUUCCCUCUACGUCUGUUUUCUUCAACCACUUUGUCUAACCUAAUAUCCCUUCCACUGUAAGUGUAGCGGAUUAACUACUAACUUUCAGUUUGUCGUGUUCAUGUUUCUAAGUUUUAAAUUGGAAUUUGUAAAAAUUUAAAUUCUAAACUCACUGUGUUCAAAAGUUUGUGAAUGAGCAAUACUGUCAUGUAACGCAUAGAGAGAAAGGUGCAUGAAGCUGUAUCAACAGGUUGUUUGGAUGUCUGCUUCUCCGUCUGGCCCCUGUGCUCUUUAAACAUGCGGAGGACUAAGCUGGUAUGGGCCCACCAGGCAGUGGUGGCACUUUAGGCUGAUAUCUGUCUGUUGUUUAUGGUUGACAGGACAAUAAAGAGCAGCCUGUGUGUGUUAUACCUGUGAUCACCUCAAGGAAGGAAGAGGACAGACUCAUCCAGUCUUCUUCAAAGGUAAACACAGACCAUGGCGAGAAUUUAUUCCUUUAUGAUGACCACAUAUUAUGUCACAGGAGAAAAACAAAUCAGCAUUUAAACAAAGGAUGUCAAUGUUAGAUCUUGUUCCAGUGCUAUAGUUACCUGUGAGAAAGGAUCAAGACUCUUAUAUUCUUAGAAAUCUACCUGAAUAUGUCUAGAACUUAAUUUUCCCUACUUCCCCCUGUCAAAGAUGAAUAGUGCAUUAUUGGAUGGAGAUCAUUGUUGUCACUUUGAAGUAUUAUAAUAAUAAAAUUCAAAUGUUUAAACAUCUGCUUUCUCCUCUGUUAGCCUGUGGUGAAACUGCUGUACAACAGAAGCAACAAUAAGUACUCCUACACCAGGUAAGAGACGCUCUCUCUAGAGAUUUGAGGAAAAUCGUUCAUUUCUUCUUCAAAGUGCUCACUGAGGGCAAAAGAGAUUUUUCCAGAGGAUAAGAGAGAAGAGCCUCAGGCUACAGCACGGAGUUAAUCAUUAAAGAGCUUCUCCUCCACCUCUUCACAGUAACUCAGACGACAACCUGCUGAAGAACAUCGAACUGUUCGACAGGCUGUCUCUCAGCUUCAACGGCCGUGUCCUCUUCAUCAAAGACGUGAUCGGGGACGAGAUCUGCUGCUGGUCGUUUUAUGGUCAGGGACGCAAGUUGGCUGAGGUCUGCUGCACCUCCAUCGUCUAUGCCACAGAAAAGAAGCAGACCAAGGUAAAACCUGGGGCCCUCCUUUUUUUAAUUUUGGGGUGCAAUAACUGUUAAUGUUCAGUAAAAGUAGGUGCAGUAUAACAUUGCUGUGGGAGUUCUUCCCCAACAGUGCUUUUUAUGCCACUGACAGGCUCAGAUUUCUGUUGUAAGUAUCUAUCAAUACUAGAAAAAGUUCAAUUUAUUAAUAGACUAAAUUUGUGUAAAAAAAAAAACCUUGAUGUAGCAGAAACGGUUGUAAAACAGCACUCACAAAAGCCACCGGACUCUAUUUGCAUUCAGAGCGGUCUUACUUUGCAGAAUAAAGGGUGUGCUGGGUACCACUGCCUUGAUUGGUUAGUUUGUUAGGUGUGUAGUGCAGAUGUAGCAACCUCAAGUCUGCUUUGUGGACAAGUAUGGUGCAGUUUUCUUUGAAUAACCAGCAUCAAAAUUCAAGAUUUAGCAAAACUCUUGACAGUAAAGUAUUUUAUUUUUCCAUUAGAAUGGACCAGUCACUUUAGUUGAUUACAUUGGGGGAUAUAAAGUCAAAAGACCACCUUAAUGGGUAGCUGCUGGGCUGACGUCACAUCCUUCCCACUGAACAAAUCACACAUUAAAGUUACUGAUCAAGAGCUGACGAUCUCUCAGAUGGGUACAGGCCAAAGCAGAGCCAGAUUUCUCUGUUGAUUUGAAACAGACACUUGAAGAUUUGAAAAGUUCAAUAACUUUUGUUUCGGUGCUGGUUUCAUUUUUCCUCCUAUGCUCUGUUUAUUUAUCACAAAACACUGCAGCAGGCCACAUCUAUCAACAGAGCUGUCAGUCAUGAUGCCACAUCCCCUCUUUUUAAGAAUUAAAUAUCUAUAAUAACUAAUUUCUUUAGAGCAUAAGCACUUGAACAUAAAUCAAGUUAAAAAGAAGUACAUUUAGUGACAUAAACCAUGUUUGAGAAAAAAUUGCAUUGUUCGGCCACUGUGCCUUCUGUGAAUUUGGAGCAGACUGGGUUUGUGACAGUUACUACAGCCAGCCAGCAGAGGGAGCUCCAAAUCCUUUUGCUUCACAGUCAGUGAGCACUUAGGGUGUCCAUUUUAAUGUACAGUCAGUGUUGUGUGUUCGACAAAGCUGUGUUUAGUAGAGCAUGCAGGGCUGGAGAGGUGUGUAAGCAAGGUGAGCAGUUCAAAGAAUAAGGAGAGAGACUCUGCUCACUUUCAACAGUGUUACCACUUUGUUUACUGGUUCACAGUGCAUUUCCCUGAAUGUUACCUGCUGUUUUCAGACAUCGACUCACUCUGGUUUCUUGUCAAUGUUUAACAAGGGAGCUGGCAGGAAACGUCUGCAUCCCCACCCCAUCCAGACAAUGUGGGGAAAUUCUCAGGAGUGAAUAGCUUGCAGCAAAGAAGCUCUUGUGUAUACACUUCAAGCACUUUACUCAGAAACUUUUAAACAGCCAGAUCAAAAGAAAGUAAAAGUUGGAGGAGUGGGUCUUUAUAGGAUAUAAAUAUCAGAUUGAAAAGUCUGAUUUAAUAAAACUAUCACAGAGCAGAGCAUGUAAACAGAUAUCUGUCCUCUCUUCCCUCAGGUGGAGUUCCCUGAAGCUCGGAUCUACGAGGAAACUCUGAACACGUUGCUUUAUGAAACAAUGCCACUGCCCGAUAACACCCUGCUUGAGGCCACACGCCGGAGCUACAACAACUGCGGCUCCCUCAGCGAAGAAGAGGAAGGGCCAGGGGGGUCUGAGCUUCGAGAGCGCGUCCGUCGAAUCCACGUCAAGAGGUACAGCACCUACGACGACCGGCCACUCGGACACUGAGACUGGAAUCACUGCACAGACUUCAGCUUUUCAAGUCAAGGACAAACAAUCAAACCUGAAACCUGAAGAUGUGUUAAGUUUCUCCUGUGAAUCAUUUUAUUAUUUUACUCUCUGUACCACUGUCUUUACAGCUCAACUGUUGCCUUAUAGUUUCCAUUUCUGAUGUUUUAACAGCAGGUAGCCUUGAUGUCAUCUGCUAAGUCCAUCUAAUUUAUGAAUUAUCAGAAAAUUCAGAGCAUCUUACAGAAACUCAUUAAAUGUAGACUAGUAGUAAAGGGUAAAUCACUAUCAUGUACAGGUGGAAUAAUGUUACAAUCAAAGCACUUAGAUUUUAAAUCAGCUGGAGAGCAUGUUUGAUAUUUAUAAAUUGUAUUUUUUAUUCACAACAUGUAUAACAACAUGUCAGUUUUCUAAAGAUGAGCCUGUCUGAGGUUUUUGGAAUUAGUGUGCCUUCAACAUGUUUUGCAGUUUACCAAAAUGCCUUUUUUCAAGUUUUGAGGAUAAAAGUUCUUCUUAUUCAACUA
Molecule: messenger RNA, 8438 nt
Organism: Xyrichtys novacula (pearly razorfish)
Lineage: Eukaryota; Metazoa; Chordata; Actinopteri; Labriformes; Labridae
Source: the annotation of a GenBank genome assembly